AAACCACAUCUCCCAGGGGGCCGCGCGGCGUCUUCCAUCGGCUCUGGCGAUGUUGCGGAUAGCUCCAGACAUUUUUCUGCGGAUCGCAUAAUCUAAAAGCGGAUUAUAGACAGCGUUUUGUAAUUAUGUCAGGGUGUACAACUCGCUACUGACAUUGUGUUUAUUACAGCCCUUUGCCGCCGGGUAACAGUGUAGAAGCUGUACCCGGUCAUUAUCCCGUGUUCCGUCCCGGAAUCGUGCACGGGCCUACUUUGUUUAUAAGUCGUUUGUUUGCUUUUCAUUUAAAGUCAAGUUUUGGGAGGGGAAAUAAACUCGAAGUUUGGACACUCAUCGUCUGCAAAAUAUGGCGGAUACCAAAUCCAUUUACGAGAGAAGAUUUGAAGCUGCUGUCAGUGUUAUUCAGAGUUUACCUAAAAACGGUUCAUUUCAACCAUCAAAUGAGCUUAUGCUGAAGUUCUACAGUUAUUACAAGCAAGCAACCUUGGGGCCCUGCAACACCUCUAGGCCUGGGUUCUGGGAUCCAAUUGGCAAGUACAAAUGGGAUGCUUGGAAUUCCCUGGGAGACAUGUCCAAGGAAGAAGCCAUGAUUGCUUAUGUUGAUGAAUUGAAAAAGAUACUUGAGUCUAUGCCGAUGACUAAGGAAGUAGAGGAACUGCUUUGUGUUAUUGGGCCUUUCUAUGAACUAGUGGAUGACAAGAAGCAAUCCGUAUCACCAUAUGUAAUUUCAUCAGAUCUUGGCAAUGUUCUGAGUUCACCUAAGAAUUGUAAUAAAAUGAAUGGAAAAGUUGAAAGCAACGAUAGUGGUGCAGAGUCAGAACAAGGGGAAGAUAAUGAAGAGGUAACAGAUAAUGACCUUGACGAUGAAGUCGAGACAAAUGAAGUAGUGAAACUAAGAACCAUAACACAGGAACCAGCAGAUGUGAAAUUAGAAGAUGUGAAACCAGAAUCUGUAAUCUUCGAAAAGACAGAGCUACUAAGCACUGAUGUCCACAAUGGGCUUCCGGAUCCCCAGCCUGCUCUAAAACCAGGGACUGGAGAGAAAGAAAAGGAUGUAAUGGUUCAUAACAUACAACAACUUGCAAUGAAUGGUGAAAUAGAUGGCCUAGAAAGCCAAGAUGGUGAGCAUUCAGGAACUCAGCACCUCGCUAGUGAUUCAGAUAGUGAGGUUUAUUGUGAUUCAAUGGAACAGCUGGGAUCUGAUGAGAUUUUGGGAGCUGACUGCAUUGUCAGUAAUGAUUUUAACAGUUCUCAGAUGAUCUCAGAGUUUGAACACAGUCAGCUGUUAAGCAAUCAAAGUAGUUGCAAAUCAGAAUUGGAAUGUUCCAUAAAGUCUCAUCGGAAUCCUGGGAUAAUAGGGCCACUAGAUUUGGAAAAAGGUGGUGUUACCCAUGGUGGUGAAGAAACAAGAUCAAGUGGAAGUGGUCCUCAGAAAGAUAAAGGAAUCAGCAAAAGACCCGGGUUUCAUGUGCCCAGGAGAGGUCAAGGUAACAGGAUUCAACAGUCUGCAGAGGGUUUUCAGCCUGUACAGCUGGGAAAUGGUGGCGAUGAGGAGCGAAGAGGGUCAGAGCAGAUACAGAAAGGCAAUGUAAAUGAACAGAUUGCAAUAGCAGUCAUCAGGCUGCAGGAAGAUAUGCAGAGUGUGCUGGAACGACUUCAUAUUUUGGAAGCAGCAGCUGCUACUCAGGCCAAGUCAGAAAAUGCCCAGCGUGAUUCAGCCCAUUCUGGACGUGUUAAGUGUUCAUCUUGGUGGCCCUUUGACGUGUCUGGCCCUACUAUAGCAUUUGCAGUUAUUUGGCCUUUUGUUGUGCAGCUGUUGGUACAUUUUUAUUUUCAAAGGAGGAAGAGAAAACUGAAAUAGGCAAAGAUUAUCUUUAACACUACAGACUCGUGGAAUUAGACAAAAUAGGUGUCUGUCAAGAUGGUUUCCAAUUAUGCAUUCAGCAGUAUUUAAUCUUCAUUUUGCUUUAAUACUACCAUGAAUGCAUACUAUACAUAACCAAAAUCUUUGGUACUACUGUACUUGAACCAAAUAAUUCAUUGUGGAUGAAUUUAACAAUAUUGAUUUUUUUAAUUGUGACAUAGUAAACACUAUCUGUUUGCUUGAGGUAUAAUUAAAAUGGAUUUUAGGUGGAAACCUGACAAUUUAUUUUCUUCCUUUUUUCAAUGUUUGUCACUAUAAGUCAGUUGUUUUUUGAAAAAAAGUUGUUUUAGUGUACCUUAUCUGAUUCCAUGAUUCAUAUCAUUAAGGAAUUAGUGUAAAAGCAUUGAAGGAAUGGCAACUUAUAUUGGUAUAGUGACCAGGCCAAUAUACCCUCAACCAACUCUCCCAAAAAACUUACCUGGUCCUUUCAAUUGGCAUAUGUGAGAGAGAUGAUGUGCACACAUUGUCAGCAUCAAUGCAAUUCAUAAACUCCACUGCUCAUAAAGCAACUUUGGACAUACUAAGAUGUGAUCCGACAUAAUACGUUCUUUGCUUUGUAUGAUCAGUUACUCUCAGAUCAAAAACGGCUGCCAGAUGAGCGGUAGUGUUGAUCUAGAUUUUUUUGUGAUCAAAUGGAGUAGUUUGAUCAAUUGAUCAAUUUACUUGAAUGAUGUGUUGGAUACGUCUUCUAGAAAUUUUGAUUUUGUUUGACUGAAAGCCAUAUGUGGUAAGCAUAGAACAUGCAUACUGGCAGUGAAAUUUGAUAAAGUGGAGAACUACUGAGGAGAUGGUGUUUACACGUCCUUUAUAAUGCAUGUAACUUUAUUUAACUGUCAACUGUGAAGUCUAGUCGCAUCAUUGCUGUUAAUAGUUGUACAAGUUAGAUUAUGAAAACAAGUGCAAUAUUUUUCAAUUUCAUUGUUUAAAAAUACAAAUUGUAAAGUAGUUAUCUAACAAAUUUAGUACAUAUUUUAAAAUGACUUGCGAUAACCAAUUUAUUAAAGCACACUUAAUAGUAAAACAUUUUUAUGAUUACUAAGAGUUUUGCCACUAUCUUGGGACCCUGUUUAAGAUAACAAUUAAGCAUGAAAAGUCAUAGCUAUAGCUUGAAGCACAAUAAAAAUUAUUUUUAUCACGA
Hypanus sabinus (Atlantic stingray) is the source of this 3059-nucleotide messenger RNA. RefSeq names its product acyl-CoA binding domain containing 5a (gene acbd5a). NCBI's taxonomy places the organism in Eukaryota, Metazoa, Chordata, Chondrichthyes, Myliobatiformes, Dasyatidae. Gene Ontology annotation, molecular function: fatty-acyl-CoA binding. Gene Ontology annotation, cellular component: peroxisome. Bases 344 to 1858 code for a protein of 504 amino acids. The transcript has 12 exons. The record is from RefSeq and is a predicted model, not a curated record. Gene Ontology annotation, biological process: autophagy of peroxisome; fatty acid metabolic process.